Molecule: messenger RNA, 5599 nt
Organism: Onychomys torridus (southern grasshopper mouse)
Lineage: Eukaryota; Metazoa; Chordata; Mammalia; Rodentia; Cricetidae
Gene: Kif13a
Product: kinesin family member 13A
Biological process (GO): regulation of protein localization; microtubule-based movement
Cellular component (GO): adherens junction
Molecular function (GO): cell adhesion molecule binding; ATP binding; microtubule motor activity
Source: RefSeq, a predicted model, not a curated record
CCCGGGUCCGGCCGUGCCCCGCGUCGCGCUCCCCCGGGAUGGCCCGCGCGCCUCGGCGCAGCGUCUCGGAGCUCUCGGCGGAGCGGCGGCGGCCGCGCUCGGGGGGCGCGCGGCUGCGGCUGCGGCGGCGGCGGCGCGGCGCUUGAAGGGGCCGCGUCGGGCGGAGCAGGGCGCCGCCAACAUGUCGGAUACGAAGGUAAAAGUUGCCGUCCGGGUCCGGCCCAUGAACCGAAGAGAGCUGGAGCUGAACACCAAGUGCGUGGUGGAGAUGGAAGGGAACCAGACGGUCCUGCACCCUCCUCCUUCCAACACCAAGCAGGGAGAAAGAAAACCUCCCAAGGUGUUUGCCUUUGAUUAUUGCUUUUGGUCCAUGGAUGAGUCAAACACAACAAAAUACGCUGGUCAAGAAGUCGUUUUCAAGUGCCUCGGGGAAGGAAUUCUUGAGAAAGCCUUUCAGGGAUACAAUGCUUGUAUUUUUGCAUAUGGCCAGACAGGCUCCGGAAAGUCCUUCUCCAUGAUGGGCCAUGCUGAGCAGCUGGGCCUUAUCCCAAGGCUCUGCUGUGCUCUGUUUAAAAGGAUCUCCCUGGAGCAAAGUGAGUCACAGACCUUUAAAGUCGAAGUAUCAUAUAUGGAAAUUUAUAAUGAGAAGGUCCGGGACCUCUUGGACCCCAAAGGGAGCAGGCAGUCUCUUAAAGUCCGAGAACACAAGGUCCUGGGGCCAUAUGUAGAUGGUCUGUCACAGCUGGCUGUCACCAGCUUUGAGGACAUCGAGUCAUUGAUGUCUGAGGGAAAUAAGUCUCGGACGGUCGCUGCAACCAACAUGAAUGAAGAGAGCAGCCGCUCCCACGCUGUGUUCAACAUCAUCAUCACACAGACGCUGUAUGACCUGCAGUCUGGGAACUCGGGGGAGAAAGUGAGCAAGGUGAGCCUGGUAGACCUGGCGGGGAGCGAGAGAGUGUCGAAGACAGGUGCCGCAGGCGAGCGGCUGAAAGAAGGCAGCAACAUUAACAAAUCACUUACAACGCUGGGCUUGGUUAUAUCGUCACUCGCUGACCAGGCUGCUGGCAAAGGCAAAAACAAAUUCGUGCCUUACCGAGAUUCAGUCCUCACUUGGCUUCUUAAGGACAAUUUAGGAGGGAACAGCCAGACCUCCAUGAUAGCCACGAUCAGUCCAGCCGCGGACAACUACGAGGAGACACUGUCCACACUAAGAUAUGCAGAUCGAGCCAAGAGGAUCGUGAACCAUGCUGUAGUGAACGAGGACCCCAAUGCCAAAGUCAUCCGAGAGCUGCGUGAGGAAGUGGAGAAACUGAAGGAGCAGCUCUCGCAGGCUGAGGCCAUGAAGGCCCCUGAGCUGAAGGAGAAGCUUGAAGAGUCUGAAAAACUGAUAAAGGAGCUAACAGUGACAUGGGAAGAGAAGCUGAGGAAGACGGAAGAGAUCGCACAGGAGAGACAGCGGCAGCUGGAGAGCAUGGGGAUCUCCCUGGAGACCUCCGGGAUCAAGGUGGGGGAUGACAAGUGCUACCUCGUCAACCUGAACGCAGACCCUGCCCUCAACGAGCUUCUGGUUUACUAUUUAAAGGAUCACACCCGGGUGGGUGCAGAUACCUCUCAGGACAUCCAGCUCUUUGGAAUAGGGAUUCAGCCCGAGCACUGUGAGAUCGACAUUGCCACAGAUGGAGACAUCACUCUCACGCCAAAAGAAAACGCGAAAUCCUGUGUAAAUGGCACCCUUGUCUGCAGCACUACCCAGCUAUGGCAUGGUGACAGAAUCUUAUGGGGAAACAACCACUUUUUUAGAAUUAAUUUACCUAAGAGGAAACGGCGGGAUUGGCUGAAAGACUUUGAAAAGGAAGCAGGUCCCGCAGAGCCUGACCUGGAUGCUGCAAGCGAGUCUUCCUCAGAACCAGACUACAACUAUGAGUUUGCGCAGAUGGAAGUCAUUAUGAAAACCCUGAACAGCAAUGAUCCAGUUCAAAAUGUGGUUCAGGUCCUGGAGAAGCAAUACCUGGAAGAGAAGAGGACCGCCCUGGAGGAGCAGCGGCUCAUGUAUGAGCGUGAACUGGAGCAGCUUCGCCAACAGCUCUCCCCAGAGAGGCAGCCGCCGAGCAGCGCCUCCGACCGCCUGGCUUACAGCAGCCAGACAGCCCAGCAGAAGGUGACCCAGUGGGCUGAGGAGAGGGAUGAACUCUUCAGGCAAAGCCUGGCCAAGCUUCGAGAGCAGCUAGUGAAAGCAAACACUCUGGUGAGGGAAGCCAACUUCCUAGCUGAAGAGAUGAACAAGCUCACUGACUACCAAGUCACUCUUCAGAUCCCUGCGGCCAACCUCAGUGCCAACAGGAAGAGAGGGGCAAUAGUGAGCGAGCCAGCCAUUCAAGCCAGGAGAAAAGGAAAGAGCACCCAGGUUUGGACCAUCGAGAAGCUGGAGAAUAAAUUAAUUGAUAUGAGAGACCUUUACCAAGAAUGGAAAGAAAAUGUCCCUGAGGCCAAGAGGCUCUAUGGGAAGCGAGGCGACCCUUUCUACGAAGCUCAGGAGAAUCACAACCUCAUCGGUGUGGCUAAUGUGUUUUUGGAAUGUCUCUUCUAUGAUGUGAAACUUCAAUAUGCAGUACCCAUCAUCAGCCAGCAGGGGGAGGUGGCCGGGCGUCUCCACGUGGAGGUCAUGCGUGUUACUGGGUCCGUCCCAGAGCGAGUGUCGGAGGAUGACUCUUCGGAGAACUCUAGUGAAAGCGGAAGUCUUGAGGUCGUGGACAGCAGCGGAGAAGUCAUUCACCGAGUCAAGAAGCUGACGUGCCGGGUGAUAAUUAAAGAGGCAACUGGGCUACCUUUAAGCCUCUCGAAUUUCGUCUUCUGUCAGUAUACAUUCUGGGACCAGUGUGAGUCUACAGUGGCUGCCCCGGUGGUGGACCCGGAUGUGCCUUCCCCACAGUCCAAGGAUGCCCAGUACACGGUGACCUUCUCUCACUGUAAGGACUACGUGGUGACUGUCACAGAGGAGUUCCUAGAGUUCAUUUCCGAUGGCGCCCUGGCAAUUGAAGUGUGGGGCCACAGGUGUGCUGGGAAUGGAAGCUCAAUCUGGGAGGUCGAUUCACUCCAUGCGAAGACAAGAACAUUGCGUGACAGGUGGAACGAAGUAACUCGAAGAAUAGAAAUGUGGAUCUCCAUAUUGGAACUGAAUGAGCUAGGGGAAUAUGCUGCCGUGGAGCUUCACCAGGCGAAAGACGUCAAUACCGGAGGCGUCUUUCAACUCAGACAGGGUCACUCCCGCAGAGUGCAGGUCACAGUAAAACCUGUACAGCACUCAGGGACACUGCCACUCAUGGUUGAAGCCAUCCUGUCAGUAUCGAUCGGCUGUGUGACUGCACGGUCCACCAAGCUGCAAAGGGGGCUGGACAGUUACCAGAGAGAUGAGGAGGAUGGCGAUGAUAUGGAUAGUUAUCAGGAAGAAGACUUGAACUGCGUGAGAGAGAGAUGGUCAGAUGCACUCGUAAAACGACGGGGAUACUUAGAUGAACAGAUUAAAAAAGUCAGCAAUAAAAAAGAGAAAACAGAAGACGACAUGGAGCGGGAAGCCCGGCUGGUGGAGCAGUGGGUGGGGCUGACGGAGGAGAGGAAUGCAGUGCUGGUGCCUGCCCCCGGCAGUGGGAUCCCAGGAGCACCUGCUGAUUGGGUCCCACCUCCUGGAAUGGAAACACACAUACCAGUUCUCUUCCUGGAUCUGAAUGCGGAUGACCUUAGUGCCAAUGAGCAGCUGGUGGGUCCCCACGCAUCGGGUGUGAACUCCAUCCUGCCCAAGGAGCAUGGCAGUCAGUUCUUCUACCUACCCAUCAUAAAGCACAGUGAUGACGAGGUUUCAGCCACAGCCUCCUGGGACUCCUCGGUGCAUGAUUCUGUUCACCUGAAUCGGGUCACACCACAGAAUGAAAGGAUCUACCUGAUCGUGAAGACCACAGUUCAGCUCAGCCACCCGGCAGCAAUGGAGUUAGUGUUACGGAAACGGAUCGCGGCCAAUAUCUAUAACAAACAGAGUUUCACGCAGAGUCUAAAGAGAAGAAUAUCACUGAUAAAUGUAUUUUACUCUUGUGGAGUGACCUAUGAGAUAGUCUCCAAUAUACCAAAGGCAACUGAGGAGAUUGAGGACCGGGAAACACUGGCUCUGCUGGCAGCCCGGAGUGAGAAUGAAGGCACUUUGGAUGGAGAGACGUAUAUCGAGAAGUACACGCGUGGUGUGCUGCAAGUGGAGAAUAUUCUGAGUCUGGAGCGGCUCCGGCAGGCUGUCACGGUCAAGGAGGCACUCUCCACCAAAGCCCGGCACAUCCGGAGAAGCCUCAGUACACCGAAUGUUCACAAUGUCUCUUCUAGCCGGCCAGAUCUCUCUGGCUUUGAUGAAGAUGAUAAGGGCUGGCCUGAGAACCAGUUAGACAUGUCUGACUACAGCUCCAGUUUCCAAGAUGUUGCUUGCUAUGGGACUUUACCCAGGGACUCGCCUCGCCGGAACAAAGAAGGUUGUCCAUCCGAGAAUCCUCAUGCCUUAACAGUCAGCCCUUUUAAAGCAUUCUCUCCUCAGCCACCAAAGUUUUUCAAACCCCUAAUGCCUGUAAAAGAGGAGCGUAAGAAAAGGAUAGCCCUUGAAGCGAGACCUCUCCUAAGCCAAGAGAGCAUGUCUCCAUCUCAGGCACAUAACCCUGGCUGCAUUGUACCCCCAGGAAGCAAUGGCAGCAGCAUGCCAGUAGAACACAAUAGCAAACCUGAGGAGAAGAUUGACUCCGAAGAGGAGGAAAAUGAGCUGGAAGCUAUUAACAGGAAGCUGAUGCACACACAGCCUUAUGUGCCCGUGGAGUUUGCUGACUUCAGUGUUUACAACGCCAGCUUGGAGAACAGGGAGUGGUCCUCUAAAGCGGGCCUGACAGACUCAAGUAUCUCAGAGAAAGCAGUGUCUCGGAGCCCUACCACCAGCAGCCUCACCAGUGGCUACUUCUCCCACAGUGCCUCCAAUGCCACUCUGUCUGACAUGGCAGUCCCUUCCAGCGACAGCUCAGACCAGCUAGCCAUCUCCACAAAGGAGGCAGAGUGUAGUGAACAGUCUGGAUCAUCAGCUGCGCCUGACUUCAGACCAGCUUCAGAUAAAGAGCCUGCAGAAGUAGAAAAAGACUUGGGGAAGGACACGACAAUCACCGUCCCACCCGAGGAAAACAGUGCCUUACCCGAGGGGAAUGCAUCACCCCAGAGCAUCCCUGUGAAAAAUUCCAGAAAAAUUCCGUGCAGGACUGCGUCAUGUUCAGAACUGGAUGCUGGCCCCAGCAAAAAUGGCCAGCUAGCCAGAGAAUUCUGCCCAGGAGAGGUGACUGUGGAACACACUACAAACAUAUUGGAGGACCAUUCCUUCACAGAGUUCAUGGGUGUGUCUGAUGGCAAAGACUUUGAUGGUUUGACAGGUGGUUCUGUUGGAGAACCCUCUGGAAGGAGGGAUCUACCAAAUGAAACAGACCAUAAAAGUGUCCCAGAUGGACCCCCAGUUGCUGAUCAGCUGCAUUCCAAGAUAGAGAAGGAGCAGGUAAUCAUUCCAGAGGUGGCCCUUUGGGUUCUGUGUUCUCAGUGA